AUGAAAAGGGAAAUUGAGAAAGCAUAUUACAGCGUUAUGUUACCGCUUUCGGCAUAUCGUGUACGAACAAGUCUUCGUGUUGGUAAUCUGAGCAGUCCAACAGAACACAUUGUUGCAAACGUUUCUACAGCUAUCGAAAAAUUGUUCCAGUUCUGCCCGGGUGGUUUAGCGAAUAUUCGUUCGCUUAAUUUCCAGAUGAUUACUGGUGGCCCAUCACUACCACUUUACAUCGAUGUUGGUUCUCGAAAUAACGUGGUUUUGCCUCAGCCGAAAGGUAAAGGUGCGCCUGUGAAGAAGGAAAAAUCACCGAUCAUUGACGAACUAUCGACAUUACCAGAAGGCAUGGAGGUUUUAGUGCAACGAAACGGAGAUGUCAGAGUUGUGGAUUCCAAA
Messenger RNA from Gongylonema pulchrum, 393 nucleotides. NCBI's taxonomy places the organism in Eukaryota, Metazoa, Nematoda, Chromadorea, Rhabditida, Gongylonematidae. The record is from the annotation of a GenBank genome assembly.